AUGCCUAACCCCCUGUGCGAAAAGUCAAACGGUCAACUCAUCCUGACUAUUCCCCUCAUAAUCUUCAUGGACAAUGUCUCUGGGAAUGUAUCGAAGCAGUGGAACAAACACCAUGCGGUGUACAUGUCUAAUGCCUCCAUGCCAUGUGAGAUGCUUGAAAAGGAAUUCUGUGUUCGUUUUAUCAUCAAAGCCAUCAAAGAGUCAAUCGGGGCUGCCACGGACAAGGGCAUUGUUGCGUACGACUGCAAAUACAGAGAUGAGGUUAUGCUCAUCCCUUAUGGCCUAUUUGAAGCAGGAGAUAACCCUAUGCAGGUGGAAGAGUGUAGCCACGGCAGUUUGCACUGCAAUUACUUCUGUCGCACAUGCAAAGUAGGAGAGAUGACAUCUAUGAAACAGUCUGAUGAAGGGUAUCUUAAACUAUUCAAAAUUGGAGAGCUUCGUCGACCAGAAGAAACAAUUCAGCAGAUUCUCGAGCAGAUUGAGCUUUUGAAGUUGUCUGGUGGAACUACAAAAGUCCAGAAUGCUGUCUCGUCGACUGGCACCCACAACACUAUCUCUGCAUCAAUUGUGAACCACCUCCUGGAACUCAGGAAACAGAGAUUGGAGAGGGAGUUCGAGGAAAUGCUGGGCAGUCUCUCUGUGGAAGAUCAUAUUAACCCUUUGCUUAGCAUGACAGGGCUCAAUGUCCAUCAAGACAUGCCAACAGAGAUUCUCCAUAUCAUUCUCCUUGGCAUUGUGAAGUACUUUUGGGGUCAGACUAUCUGGAUCCUCGACAAAGCACACCUCAUCAAGAUAUUUCAAACCAGAUUGGACAACAUCAACAAAGAUGGCCUUAAUUCACCCACUCUUAGUCUUGCUCAGCUCAUGCCUUUUCUUAUAUAUGAUCUUGUUCCAUCUACUGUCCUGAAUGGAUGGACCGUCAUUGGACAGCUGGUGGUCUUGCUGUGGCACACGAGAAUUGAUGAUGUCAAGGAAUAUCUGGUAUGCUACCUUUCCCAACCCUGA
This is a messenger RNA of Suillus subalutaceus, 1005 nucleotides long. RefSeq lists its product as uncharacterized. The transcript has 6 exons. NCBI's taxonomy places the organism in Eukaryota, Fungi, Basidiomycota, Agaricomycetes, Boletales, Suillaceae. The record is from RefSeq and is a predicted model, not a curated record. The coding region runs from base 1 to 1005 and encodes 334 amino acids.